Molecule: messenger RNA, 432 nt
Organism: Didymodactylos carnosus
Lineage: Eukaryota; Metazoa; Rotifera; Eurotatoria; Philodinida; Philodinidae
Source: the annotation of a GenBank genome assembly
AUGUUUAGACUGCUGGGGUCAGUCAUUAAAGAUAUGCAAAAGAAGCGUUUGGGUGUUAUAUAUGCGGCACAGUGUUCAUCAAUUACUAGUAUAAAACUUGAUGAUCAUCACAUCAAUAGAGUAUUUUCAACAAUUAAUUAUCCUUAUCUUCAAUCAAUAACAGUUAUUAAUAUACCACGCAAAGGUGGCCAAUAUUUAUCCUAUAUGGAAUUAUUUAAAUUAUUAUUAACAUUCAAAAUUGAUAUAAAUAUUUACAAUUAUUUGGCUGAUGUUGAUAAUCAAUUAUUACAAGGAAUAUGCUGUACAACAUUACAGAAUGAUUGUAAAAUAGAAACAUUAUCAAGUACAAAUCGUCCAAUAUUUAUUAUAAAUGAUAGUAUUCGUCCAUGUCAUUCAGUAAAAUUCUUAAGAAUUGUUUUACAGUUAUUUUGA